Messenger RNA from Tachysurus fulvidraco (yellow catfish), 4622 nucleotides. RefSeq lists its product as uncharacterized. Bases 148 to 3795 code for a protein of 1215 amino acids. Lineage: Eukaryota; Metazoa; Chordata; Actinopteri; Siluriformes; Bagridae. Gene Ontology annotation, biological process: Notch signaling pathway; protein ubiquitination. The record is from RefSeq and is a predicted model, not a curated record. The transcript has 9 exons. Gene Ontology annotation, molecular function: RNA binding.
GCGAGGCGCCGCUUUCACUUUCCUUUUUCACAAAACAAAUCCUGUUGCUCAAAGUAGCGACUUUCACUAAAGAAAAGAAAAAAACGUCGUAAAAACGUGUUUGCGUGUAAAAACGUUUUUGCGAGUCUUCUCACUUUAAAGAUCAGGAUGGCUGGUGAAGAGAGGACGAUUCGAGUGAGCGGACUGCCGGUGGACGUUUCUGAGAAUCGACUCAUUGACAAACUUCAGAUCCAUUUCCUGCGUAAGAAGAAUGGCGGAGGUGAGAUAAGUGCGGUCACUGUUUCCAAAACGGUGCCAGGAACAGCCUUUAUCACAUUUGAGGAAGGCGAAGUUGCCUUACGACUUGCUCAGAAAGGAAAGCAUGUAUUUAAUGUCAGUGACAAAAGCUAUGACAUCACCAUGAGCCUUCAUCGUGAAGAAGCAAAUGUGGACAAAGUCCUGUUGUAUAUGUCACUACUGGUGGACCACAAGAAAAUCCCAGGAGGGAAAAACACUCUUUUGUCUUUGCAUAAAAGUUUUCCAGGAGUCCAGAUGGUUUACGACUUCCAGAAAGAACUGUACACUCUGAAAGGACGCUACAGUGAGGUUCAAUCACUCAGCAGCCUUGUGCUGGGGUCUCUAGAGAAACAGGACCAGAGCUCAGGUGAUAAGGCACAUCCAAAGACAGCAAGCAAAAAGAUGUAUAACUCACCCCUGACGGAAUCUGCCAGCUGCCAAGUAGGGGCAAAUGAAGAUACUGGGGUAGUAAAACACAAUGAAGAGUUGGACCUGGAGAGUAAAUGUUGGAAAACAGGUUUUCCUCUGCUAAGUAGUUCCAGCAAUCACACUUCACAUUCAGCUUUGACAGAAAACAAAUGGGACUCAGAUAUUGGAACUUUGUUUGAAGACUUUUCCCUGAUUGUCGAUUCGGACAUCUUCCGUUAUCUCCAUCAAUACUCAACAGAGUACCAGAGCAUCCUUCGGCGGCACAAGGUAGAAGUUCUGGAUGUGAACUGUGACGACAUCACGACUUUGUAUCUCAAACCAAAAACAGCCCUGUCUUCACAUGACAUGAGUUCUGUUAUAAAGGCCCAUGAAGAUUUGGCACAUCUCUACCAGCAGAAAGAGUCACAUUUACGCAAGGAGUAUGUUUAUAAGUGUGGAAUUCCAGAGAAGGAACUCACACAUGCUCUGGAGUCCCUUAGGGAGAGGCUGCCGAAACUAAUGAUCCAUGAAGACGACAGGAAUGUGUAUAUGGUUGGAAGUAAAAGUGACGUAUCUGAAGCUAAGCAUUUUAUUGUUGAUAUGCGAGGGCUUGGUUUGAAGAAAGAAAUCCAUUCUGAACAUCUGUUUGUUUCCUCUCCUUCCAAGUGUACCUUCUCAAAACAAGGAAGUGCAGAUUGUCAUGAUCUAUUCAUGCCAAAGAAGGACCACCAAGAUGCAAACCAAAGAUGGAUUGCUAGUAAGAACUUUAGUGAGAAAGGACAUGAUUCUGUUGAACUGGAAAAUGUUGAUGACCAGAUUGAAGAGUCAACAGAAGACAUAUUCGAUUUGAGAAGAACUGAAGUUUCACAAGAGAAACAUGUCCCACGUGAUUUAAAAUGGAUAGAGACUGAUAGCUGGCUUGACAAAAAUAAAUACACAGAUUCUCUCUUUGCUUCUUCCAAGCCUUCUGCUCGACACUCUGUUUUGGAUAGAGAAGAAAAAUUAUUGAAGUCAGACAUUAUUUCAGGGGAAAUGGUGAUUGACUCAGAGACACAAAUCAAGUCAAGUAAAGGGUAUAAGUCCAAACAAACUGAGACUGGGAAGGAGCGAAAAAUGGCCGCCAAUUUUAGUAAAGAGAUGUACAGUGGCAUAAAGGAUUUAACAUCUUAUAAAUCGGAAGCUCCCAAAAUCCAUGAAGGUGCAUAUGUAAGGGAGAGAAAAAACCGUGAUAGUGGACAGCCACACUCUCUUCCCCUUAUAAAGUCAACAAAGAAUAUUAAUCCACACACUUUACAUAGUGGUGUGAGUGCACAAAUCACCACAAGCACAAUAGACAGUGAAGAACUAAAAGGUGACAAGAUGUCAAAAUCGAAGCCUAUAAUGACUCCAGCUUGUUUGACUGUAGAUCAGGGGGCCAGUAGCUUCCCCAUCAUGCCUUCAGAAUCAACCCUGAGUAUGUCCAGUAGCUUCAGCGGCAGGAUGAAAAAGGUUGAGGAAGCAAUGCAAAUAGCUGUAGAUGUAUCUGCUGGACAAAAGGGAAUAAGCCAAAAUUCUGAGACAAGGGAAAUUGUUGCUAUGGAUUUAGUUUUGCCUUUUAGGCUGUGGCUUUACCUUACGUCAAUUUAUAAUACUGAAAUUGAGAAUUUGACAUCUGACCUGCAAGUUAAAGAGAAAUUGGAUAAGGAAGACAUCACAUUGUGUCUAAGAGGUAUAGACUCGCAAAAGGUCAGUGAAUGUUACAGUGGUUUGAAGAGUCUCAUUGCUACAGCUGAAAUGGACUUUGACGCAAGAACACUACCACUGUGCAAGUUCGGACUGUCAUGCAACAAGGAUAAGAUCUUGAUAGAGCUGUGUACAGUAUUGAGACAGCGCUAUAAGAUGGUUAAAAUCCUAGUAAUGUCCACUGAUAUAAUAAUCAUUGGCCCUAAAGCAUUGUGUGAUGAAGUUCAGGACACUAUGGCAAAGGUCUUCCAAGAAGGGGGGAAAAGGUUGGAGAAUGAACUGUCUCCCAAUUCAGAUAGUUUACAUAUCAGCAAAGCACAUGAAACUGACUUAAACUUACUUGCCCCACAGCCAACAACCCCAGCAAAACCACAUGCUGACAUCAUUAUGAAAGAUCUAUCUAAAAUAUCUGACCAAAGUGUUGCUGGUUCCUCAAAAAAGUUUCCUCAGGUUUUAAGUAACCAAACUGCAGAUGCCAGAGAACAAGUCAAUCAAAGCAGGAGCCAGAAGAAGAUGAAACAAAAGAAAAUGUUGGAACAGUUGGAUGACAAAGAUUCUAACUUAACGCAGGACAAUGGUGGGACCAUGAACAUUGAGACCAGAGAAACCUCAUCUGGUAGUAUCAUCAUCUCUGCCACGAGGCAAGAUAAAGCAGAUGGUGAGCUGAACAGAGACCAAACAAUUACUACUGCUCAGAGCAAGGAAACAUUUAUUGAUCAAAUAAAUUCAAGCAUUUCAGUGGACCAAAUGACUGAUUCUCAGGCAUUACCUGGAGUUUCAGAUCCUAAGAACAACACCAUGCCAUCCCAGGCAAAUGAAAAUCAGAGCCUUCUUUUAUGCUAUGUGUGUGAAAAAGAGCACAGCACUGUUAAACAAGCAGCAUGUGGCUUUAUCUCUUGCCCCAAGUGUGAAGAAGUUCAUAACAACUGCAGAAUCUGUAUGACUUCUGGUAUUAAAGGUACCAUGACUGUUCAAGAAUCAACAAUAACAAUUCCUGGAUUUAACAGAGACACGACGCUAAGGAUUAUCUACGAUAUACCCAAUGGUAUUCAAGGGGAGGAUCAUCCAUACCCAGGGGAACCUUUCAAGGGCAACAGAUUUGAAGCCUUUUUACCGUAUAACAAAACCACUACAAAGCUUCUGCCUCUUCUGAAGAAAGCUUUUUACAAAGGACUCACCUUCACAGUGAAAGUAGCAUCUGCAGAUGAUGAUGGAAACAGAGAAGGAACAGUGGUCUGGGGCAGCAUUCCUCAUAAAACCAAGACAGAAGGGGGCACCUCUAAGAGGCUCCAUGGACCAGAGGGAAAGCUAAAAGUGAAUGGCUAUCCUGACUUUAACUACAUCACACGCUUGGAGGAGGUGUUGAAGGCAGCAGGAAUCGGAGAUUAAAUGCUAUUUCCAAGACUUCUUUUUAUCAUGCCUUGCUCUAAUGACUCGGAAUUGUAUAGAGAAUCCUUACUCAUUUUUGUGGGUUAAACAGUUAAAUCUCUUGACCAGGUUUCUGUUGAAUUAUGGCUUGACCCCGAGCUCAGUGUUCCCUGUGUGAAUAGUGUCCUGAGCUGUUCUGGUGUCACGUCUGGGGGUGUGUUUUCUGCACCUGGUGUUCUCAAGAUAGAUCCUGGAUCCUUGGAUACAGCGAAGAUGAAUGGCUUAAUUAAUACUUUAUACAUUAGCAUUUAAAGUAUUAUAUUUGUGAAAUAUUUUCUUAUUUACAUAACAGAACACAGCUUUGGCACAGUAGUAUAGCCAAAUUAUACCAACGUGUAGCAAAGCCUUCUGGCUAAGAUGGAUUUGUCCUUGGAUUUUACAUGGAUUUUUUAAAUAGUGUUUUGCUUUUCCUGCUUUGGGUUCACUAAUGACUAACAAAAUAAUAACACCAUAAGAGUGAUGAGGGUAAUUAAACAUCAAAAUCAUCAGAAUGCAGCUACAAUCUUCAGCACCAAGCUUUCUUCUAAAAUUCCUGAAGUGAUUUACUGUUUGAAAGGAACAGUAUGGAUAAUUCAGCAAAAUAUGCAUAUGAACUAUCAUAAAUACAACACUGAGUGUGUUCAAAUAUGAUAUAUAUAGUAAAUAAAAGUCAGUAGUAUGGAAAGAUGUGUGUGGGUCAGGGGGUCGGUGUAUAACAUGAUUUGAGGUUCACAGUAAUAUAUAUUGUGUUUAAGGUAGUGUUUACUGCCAUGUUUCUGUGUGAACUGAAUAAACACUUCCGUCUUCGA